This is a messenger RNA of Aspergillus niger, 2112 nucleotides long. RefSeq lists its product as uncharacterized. The record is from RefSeq and is a predicted model, not a curated record. The coding region runs from base 1 to 2112 and encodes 703 amino acids. Lineage: Eukaryota; Fungi; Ascomycota; Eurotiomycetes; Eurotiales; Aspergillaceae. The transcript has a single exon.
AUGACUACUCUUACCAACAACGGAGAUGGCCCUCUUCAGGUGCCCGGGUUCGGCUCCAUCCCCUUGGAUUUUCAGCUCCCGCCAGAGGCUCGCUUUGCACAUGGGCUGUUGGACUACCGCCACUCACCUCGGCUGACCAAGAGGGAGAUGGCCAUGCUUCGUCUCAUGCAACAGGUCACAGAACAACCUGGUUGGGAUUCGGCCGUAAUCAAUGAGGAUGAGGUCCAGCUCGCGCAAUGGUACCGCGAUGCCACGGAAGGACCGGACGGUCACCUAAUCAGCGCCGCUGCAUGGGACUGGUGUCUGGCGGAACUACGCGAUAAAGCAGAAACGUGGCGGGAAACAGGCCGCCUCCUGGUCUUUGACAGUUCCUCGGCCGUGUGUCAAGCCGAUGUGUCUCUGUCAGAUCGGGAGUCCCCGUCCCUGAAAGAAGGGGUCCAAGCGGAGAUAGACCGAUUGGGGGCCCCACACCCGCAGCCCAGACCCUAUAUUCAAUAUAAUCGCUUAGUGGAUCCAUCUUGGUAUCCCCUUGUCUACGACCAGACUCGAGUCCUAAUUCAUGGGGGGCGGACUUCCCUUGACAAUUUUCUCUGGGAUUCGGCCGAAGAACCUGAGGGAGAGCUACCUCCCCAUCCCGCGGGCCCUCCCCAACACCGGCCCCUUCAUUUGGAACGCAGGCCUGGCCAAGGAGGACCGGAGAGCUGCUGGUCCAACCGCUUCCAAUGGCUUCCCUGCGAGGUGCAAUUCAGUGAUACUGACAUCCUGGAUGUUCGCAUAGCUUCAUACGUCAAUAAUCUUCACCCGGGCGGACACCAAAGCCUGUAUAGGCAUCUUGAGCGCCUCAUAGCAAGCUCCGUUCCUUCCUGGAAUGAGAUCUUGUUCUACGGAAAUACCCGUGGCUGUCGCCCACCACGGAUUUUGACAUAUGGAUGCGAGGUUCAUGACUAUAAAGGAGAGGAGAAGUUGUUCAAUGCCCUACAUCACUGGCCCCGCUUUGAAAUUGACACUGACAAAGAGUGGGAGACCCUGCGCAACACAGCCCGUGAGUACAUCGGAGGUCCUGAGCCACCCAAGUGGAAACAGGCGGAGCCCUUGCCUGACAAACCGACCAAUUUGAUGGAAAUGCUCACUCCCGAGCAAUGGGAUGUUCCCGGCCUCGUGUAUUCAAUCGCCAGGCACAAACGCACUCGUCGAGCCUGGUUCGAUCACCCAAACCCCGGUGUCUCUUUCUCGUAUGAGCAGUGGAAGCAGGGUGAAUUCACGGGACGAGCAGUCCACGUGCAGCGGCUCAGCAAAUACCCUGAUCCGCUACACCAUGACCACAAGCCCGUUCAGCUGGAGAAGCAAUUUCGAAAGAAGGGCCUCCAGGUUGUGGUAGAGAUUACUCGCAUCGAAAUACAUCCAGACAAUCCCAUCUUUAACGGAGAAAGGCAUUUCCACACCGAGGGGCUCCGCAACGACCGGAUUGCAGCCACCAGUCUGUAUGUGGUGGAGUGCAACAAUAUCACCCCCGCCCGCCUGGCAUUCGAGCACGAGGAUAAAGUCCACGCCUCGGAGCUGGAGUGUCAGGUGCCUCGAGCGCUUGCCGCGGUCCUCGAUGUAGAUUCCUGGGAGUGGUACGAAGAUAACCACCCCCGCGCACUGCACGCUUUCGGGUCGGUUCCACUCACAGAGGGCCGUCUCCUCAGCUGGCCUAAUACCUAUCGAUCGAAACUGGAGUCCUUCCGCUUAGAGAAUCCCAUCCAGCCGGGGAAUCUGACCCUGAUCAAACUUCGACUCGUCGACCCACACUAUCGCAUCUGCUCAACACUGAAUGUUCCUCCGCAGCAAAAUGAGUGGUGGGCUGCUGCAGCCCGACAGGCAGCUGGGCUCGACCAACGCUUACCCCUGGAGUUGGUAUGGUCUGUAAUGGAUCACCUGAAAGACUGGCCAAUUUCAGCAGCAGAGGCCGAAGAUCUACGCAUAAGAUUGCUAUUCGAGCAUGAACGCGUGCGACGGGUCAUCGAUUCGUGCGUGGGGCACCAUAUCGUGAAUAGGCUCCCUUAUGAUGAAGAGGAAGCUCGAAGUGUGAGGGAAGUAGAGAUUGGGAUGAUCGGAUACGAGUCCCCUUAG